Molecule: messenger RNA, 1154 nt
Organism: Gossypium raimondii (Peruvian cotton)
Lineage: Eukaryota; Viridiplantae; Streptophyta; Magnoliopsida; Malvales; Malvaceae
Exons: 7
Coding region: 129-989 (286 amino acids)
Biological process (GO): regulation of DNA-templated transcription
Cellular component (GO): nucleus
Source: RefSeq, a predicted model, not a curated record
GCUCGAAACAUGACCGUUGAAGGUCACGAUCUUUGUUUAAGCUUAUUGAUCAGUGAUUUGGAGAAAUCCUUUUCAUCAGUUGCAGCCACUCCUACUUUCAUUGAAGGAAUUGAGAUUUUUGAAAUCAAAUGGGAAAGCUUAGAGCCAAAUCCGACUAUGAAAGUCUGAGGAAUGCUCGCAUCGUAGAGAACCAGGCUCGAUUAGCCUCUCUGGGAGUGCACAAAACCAUCUCCGACCUAAGGUCCAUCGUUUCCUCUGCAAAACCUAAGGUCCGAAAAUGGCAGAAGAAGGAAUACGUUAUCACGCCUGUGCGCCGCUCCACUCGUUUCAAGGGAACCCCUCUUUCUUCAUCUCUCGCCAGCAAUUCUUUGCGUAGAUCUAACCGGCUCAGGGGAAAAGCGAUUGAUUUUGAAGAACGGGAAGAAGGGAGUGAUUCUUAUUCAAGCGAAGGGAAAGAAAAAAGGCCUGCAAAUGCUCCAUUGGUGAUGAUUGAUGAUGCGAGUCUUCAAUUGUCACCUGAGGAUUCUUCUCGGCGCUGCAAUCGAAAGGAGGGGAGGGGAAGUGUUUACAAUUCUAUUUGUGGAAUUUGCUGCCAUUUCUGCAGGCAAAAGACAUUAUGUGCUGAGAAAGACUGCAAGCGAUGCGGUAAUCUCGAUGUUAAUCAGCCGUGCAUAGGAAAGACGGAUUGUUCAGUUUGUCACUCUAGCAAUGGUGUUCUGUGUCGGGCUUGUCUCAAGAUUAGGUAUGGUGAAGAACUGGAAGAGGUACGAGAAAAUAAGGAAUGGAUGUGCCCGCACUGCAUAGAAGAAAAAGGGAUCAAUCCUUAUUGGAUAUGUAAUAGUUCAUUGUGUUUGAAGAAUCGAAAGAUGACUCCAACAGGAAUAGCAAUCUACAGAGCACGGGAGUUGGGAUACAAAUCGGUUGCGCAUCUGCUGAUGGAUGAGCUUCAGCGUAAAAAUCCUUCAAGAUUGAUGAUAUGCUGCAAGUGAUUACACUCAAUUUUCAAGGUACUGUCCAUGCGGCAGUUGACGAUGUGUACCAGAAUGACUUUGACAUUCUUGUUAGGGAAUCACUGUACUUGAUGCUAACUCUUUGUAUCGACCAACUGCUUUAAAUCAAAUUUAUGAGAUGUAGCAAGUCCUCCGUUAGCUGAA